Molecule: messenger RNA, 1521 nt
Organism: Athalia rosae (coleseed sawfly)
Lineage: Eukaryota; Metazoa; Arthropoda; Insecta; Hymenoptera; Athaliidae
Product: homeobox protein vex1
Exons: 5
Coding region: 444-1412 (322 amino acids)
Biological process (GO): regulation of transcription by RNA polymerase II; cell differentiation
Cellular component (GO): nucleus
Molecular function (GO): RNA polymerase II cis-regulatory region sequence-specific DNA binding; DNA-binding transcription factor activity, RNA polymerase II-specific
Source: RefSeq, a predicted model, not a curated record
CAAGAGGUGCUAAUAGAUGUGCACCAAGUCGCUUCUUAUUCGGUACAGAACGUCGCAACUGUUUCGACGAUUGAUCGAUCGACACAAUUGAUCGUACAGCGGAUUAAUUUAUAGAAGUACACGCGAUGCGAUGGUGAAAUACAGAUGGAAAUUUAUACGUGCGCGAAAAAUAAUUCGACGAAAUUGAAAAAUUUAACUCUUUCAUUCUGCGGUCAAAAAUCGGUUCGCCAAAUUUUUAAACUCUGCAAAUACAUUAAACUCACACGCGGUGUAAAUUUAAACUUUUGUUUUUUAAUCAGUGUCUGCUCUUACAGAGAUUGGUAAUCGAAGAGUGCGCGUACAAUUUGAAUCAGCUGUAUAGAAUUGAAUAAUUAGGGGUGCAACAAAUGGUAAUUGGAUAAAGAUUCGUCAAGUGCAAAGUGCAGAUAUAAACGGACACCAAAAUGGCAGACAGUGUGAUUCCUCGUCGGCCGCCGAUUUCUAACGCAUCGUCAAAAGUGUCGAUUCAUUCUGUUGAGAGUAGCGCGAGAGCAGCGGCAUUUAGCAUUGACAGAUUAUUAGCACCCUCGAAGGGUGACGACGGCAAUUCUUCAACUCAGAAUCAAAAUACAAGGGAUAUUUUUCGGACGCAAACUAAUAUUACUCGGCCAGAGUUUAACGAACAAGAAACGGGGUUGACAACAAACGUGCCGGAUUCUUCAAUGUCGGUUACGGAGGAAGAGGAACAAAUCGAUCUCGAGGACGUGGAUAUAGUUUGUUCAACUUCACCCGAGCCUGAGAUAAGCUACGAGGCGUGUACAAGCAGCAGUGGAACAAACUUGUCCUCCGGCAGCGUUGGCGGGGAUGAAAAUCCCCUUACUCGACCUGGAAGCGGGUGUGGGACGAGCGACGAAGAUCGGAAAAAAAGACCGCGCACCGCAUUUACAGCCGCCCAGAUCAAGUCGCUGGAGGCGGAGUUUGAGAGGAACAAGUACUUGAGCGUGGCUAAGAGAUUGCAGCUCAGCAAGAGCCUCAAACUCACCGAAACUCAGAUUAAAAUUUGGUUUCAAAAUCGUCGAACGAAAUGGAAAAGAAAAUACACGAACGACGUGGAAUUAUUCGCACAACAGUACUACUCCAGCUUAGGAAUUCCAGCGCCAAGACCAAUAUUUGUCGGCGAUCGUCUAUGGUUUUUUAAUUACCCUGGACAACAACCACAUCCCGGGUCCCCGUUGUUACCGUCCUUGUCGCAUCUGACGCCGAUGGCAAUGCCUCCAGCGAUGCCAGCCGUUCAAGCACUGCCAAGUAAUCUUCCACCUGGUCAACACGCCGCCAUAUUUCAGGGUAUGCCUUCACCGCACUCCUCGCAUCACGGGAGUCAGAGAUUAGACUACAGACUUGUACACACUCCCCAUCGUAAUGAGGAAUCUUGAAGGAAACAAGGAAAUUGCGGCAGUGACGAUAAUGGGAUGUGAUUAUCAUCAUUCAUCAUUUUUGUAAUCGAAUCUACAUUUUCCAAUGCAGAUUCCCGAAGACAUCGUU